Molecule: messenger RNA, 1586 nt
Organism: Paramuricea clavata
Lineage: Eukaryota; Metazoa; Cnidaria; Anthozoa; Malacalcyonacea; Plexauridae
Source: the annotation of a GenBank genome assembly
AUGGCAAAUAUUUGGACAGACAACGAGACAAAGCUUCUGAUCACAAUUUGGAGGGAUCAGAAUAUACAACAACAACUAGAAAACCACAGCAUCCGCAAUAAAAUAGUGUACGAGAAGCUUGCAAAAGGUAUGGCGGAUGGUGGCUUCAACAGAAACGCAAAGCAAUGCCAGUCGAAGAUCAAGCAUCUGAGGGAGAAGUACAGAACGUAUAAAGACAAGAUAGCUAGAUCUGGUGCUGGUGCAAGCAAACCACCGAAAUUUUUUAAUGAAAUAGACGAAAUGCUUGGGACAAGACCGCAAACACGCCCAACGUUUUUGCUGGACAGUGGGAAUGCCGAUGCAGAUAAAGAAAGCAGCAGUAGUUCCGAAUUUAGCCGUAAGUACAAUGGGUCAUUCCAUUUAAUAUAGGCACACUCCUGGAUAUUCUAUAGGAGAAGGUCUUGAGAAGGUCUUGGUUUUGAUAGGGAGAUUUUACUUUAAAUUUUCCUAGAUGAUUGCUUAUUUGCUUGAGAGAUUUUCAAAACAAUUGCAAAAAUUAGGUGUUUGAGUGAUAUCCAAGGGGGCAAAAACAAGAUCUUAAAGGGGGUAGAGAUAUAUCCAUGGGGAACAUCUAAAAAUUGCAUCCAAGGGGCUUCCAGAAUUUUUAUAUGUGGGGUGUGCAUAUAUUAAAUGGAAUGCCUAAUGAUUCCUCCUCUAUAAAUCACAUACAACAUAGAAUAACUAAAACUAUACCAACUGUGUUUCUUGAUUUGCAGCAAACCAGGAAGAUCAGAACAGCAGUCGUUCAUAUGGCAGUAAAGAAGAAUCAAAUGCCGGUAUGAAUAUGUAAUAUAUCAUCAUGAUCAAGCAUGUCAUAUAUAUAUAUAUAUAUAUAUACAAUACUUUAUUCUCUUUCUUUUAGAUGAGGAUUCUAAUGAUGAUUCUCUGUUAGACCAGUCACUGAACAGCAUAAAUUCCACUACCGGUACUAGAAGUAAACACCAAGCUGGAACAAGUGUCACCGAAGGUACAUUUAUUACAUUUGUUUAUCAUUUGCUCAUGUAUUAUAAUCAUCUGUUGUAAAUUCCUUCAUGUUACAGUACACUAUGGAACAAAUUUUUACAUUUGAUUUUGAAUAAUUAUUGCUUUCAAGUUUGUAUUAAACACUGAAAAGAAUAAUAAAUUUUAAGACAGAAAAUGAAGCAAUUCUUUUUAUAUAUCCCAUUUACAUUGCUACAGAGUGCCCAAAGAAACGAAUGACCCGCCAUAUGCCCAACAAAUUUGAGUCUGUUGUUGAAAGUUUUAAGGAGGUCCUAACUGGGCAGCAAGAGGAAAAUGUCACACUGACUACCUCAAUCCAACAACAAUGGCUGGAGUUGGAGAAACAACGCAUCCAGCAUGAAAAGGAAGAGAGGGAACAUGAACGGCAGCAUGAGUUCAGAAUGAUGCAGCUUUUUAGCACAAUGGUCAAUCAAGGUGGUAUGCAGAUUUCACAACAGUAUACCAGUGUCCCAUCUACAAUCCAACAGAAUCAGCCCACAUAUACUGACAUAAGCCACUCAUCACUUUCAAGCAAUGAAUACAUUCCGAACUUUCAUUUCCACUAA